UGGCUGUGCUUUGGAGAAAUGCAUUGCUAUGAAGAAGCCACCAGUUUACUAUGAUAUUAUUGAUCUCAUUGAAAAUGAGAAGUAGGAAUAUUUUGUGUGGGUAUAAUUUUGUCGUGUUUUAAGUUUAAAAUUCCUUUUCUGCUUAUAUUGAUCUUAUUUUUGAUGUAAUUAUGUUAAUGUGUGCUCUAUAGUAAAUUUUAUAACUUGGGCGUGUCAGCAAAGAAGCUCCUUUGUUCUCAAAUCUUAAAUCUCAUCUAAAAUGUUCUUCAAAAUUUUAACUAUCAUCACCUCAAUCUUCAUAUACACUGUUGCCUCUGAGGAAGGUCACCAGCAAUGGGAUGUUAAGUUGGACCCACUGAAGUUAUAUGACAGGGAAAACUGGAUACCAAUUUGUUUUGAGAAUUUAGCUGUAGCUCAUGUUGCAUGUCGACAACAAGGAUUCACUAAUGCUUCUGGACUAUUCAAGCAAUCUACAAUAAGAUUCGGUGAGGUAUAUGUAGUUACUUGCCCAACAGUUUCAAAUUACUUUUUGUAUGGUGAAACGAACAUUAUGCGCUGUAACAUCUCACAUCAAGUGGCAUCUAAUUGUACAACUGCAUCAGUUAACUGUAGUAGUAAGUUUUUUAUGAGAGUGAGUGAUUUUACAUGUAUGCAUACCUACUCUAAUGCUGCAUAGUGAUACGUUAUUAAAAUUUUAACAUACAUGUAAUAAUGACACUGUGCUAUGACUGAUGCACCUAUUUGUAAUAAUGUUAAAUGUUGCAUUAUUGUAACAGAUAAAGAU
Messenger RNA from Amphimedon queenslandica, 784 nucleotides. RefSeq lists its product as uncharacterized. Gene Ontology annotation, cellular component: membrane. The record is from RefSeq and is a predicted model, not a curated record. The transcript has 3 exons. Bases 260 to 676 code for a protein of 138 amino acids. Lineage: Eukaryota; Metazoa; Porifera; Demospongiae; Haplosclerida; Niphatidae.